Mucor velutinosus is the source of this 1359-nucleotide messenger RNA. RefSeq lists its product as uncharacterized. The record is from RefSeq and is a predicted model, not a curated record. The transcript is spliced from 6 exons. NCBI's taxonomy places the organism in Eukaryota, Fungi, Mucoromycota, Mucoromycetes, Mucorales, Mucoraceae. Gene Ontology annotation, biological process: DNA replication checkpoint signaling; DNA repair; cellular response to ionizing radiation. Gene Ontology annotation, cellular component: checkpoint clamp complex. Bases 1 to 1359 code for a protein of 452 amino acids.
AUGGAAUUUUCAGCGGUCAUUACAGCAGAAGGGUUUAGAGUUUUCUCGGGUGCACUACAGGUGUUAGCAGCUCUAGGCGAAGUAGUUACGCUAGAGAUACACAAUGGACAGUUUGUGAUGAGCACGCUAAAUAGCUCUAGAACUGGCCAAGGUGUUGUACAUCUUUCUCGAAGUUUUUUCAAGAACUACGCUUUGCUUAGAAGAGGUUCACCAGACACCAUUUUACGAUGCAAUGUAUCCAACAAAAACUUUUACAACAUUAUUAAAAAGAACAUGGGAGGCUAUAAAUCUAUCAAAGAAUGCCAACUCAGUGUUACGCAGGGCAACAUCCAUGCUGCACAUCAUACAGAGUCGAGGAUUUACAUGAGAAUUCUCUACAAAAAUGGAGUGACCAAGAAGAACACGCUUUGGUACUCGAAUGGGGAUCCUGUUGUGAUGUUCUGCAAGAACCAAUAUGAAAAUCGAAUAAUCUGCCAGCCACAAUUGAUCAAAGAUUUCCUUGUACGAUUCGAUCACAAAACGCAGGAUAUUGAAUUUACUUGCACUGAUCAGGGCCUGGUCCUGAUGACCCAUCCAGAGAACAGGACGGUAUCCACAGGAGAUCCACCCGUCAAAUCCAUGUUUCUUAUAUACAAAGCAGAUUUCGACACCUUUGACAUCAAGAAGAAAGCCAAACUUGUUAUCAAUCUAAAAGAAUUCAAAUCAUUUGUGGAUUACAUUGAAUAUCUGGGCGGUGCAUUAGAGCUGCAGUAUGAAGCUGCUGGAAUGCCACUCUUGAACAGAUAUACGUCAGAAAACAAAGUGGUGUCUUACAUGGCGCUGCAGACAGUACCACCUCAUGUGUAUGACACUCAGGAUGAAACUGAAGUGAGUUUCGUGGAUACCAGCGAACUUGAUUACACACCUACUCCACAUUCCAUACGGACAACACCGGCGCCAUCAACAAGGCCCUCAUCUACAUCUACAUCAGCUCAUCAGCACCAAACACCACUGCGCACACAACAAAGUUCAACGCCACAGCAAAGCCAUUACCAUCAACGCUCAACCCUACAACCACCCGCAUCUAGCAACACACAUACUCAUCACAUACACAACAGUUCUGCUUCAACAAACAGUCUCCCAUCAACAGUUCCUAUUGUAUCAGAGGAGGAGGGAUACGACGAUGAAGAGCCAUUGUUUACAGGAAGGUUGAUCCAGAGACGGGCGACACACAUUCAGGAUACAGAAAGCCUUCCUGAUAAUAUCGUCUUGAUUAGCAGUAGUAGUACCAGUCGAGGAUCGCUUGAUAAGAGUCAGAGGCUUGCGACAUUAGAGCAGCUCAGGGAACAGAGAUCUCAGCGACAAGAACGAAAUUCCUAA